Molecule: messenger RNA, 1971 nt
Organism: Adineta ricciae
Lineage: Eukaryota; Metazoa; Rotifera; Eurotatoria; Adinetida; Adinetidae
Source: the annotation of a GenBank genome assembly
AUGCUGAAUUCAGUUCGUUUUUACUCAGGAAAAAGUACCUUCAUCAAUUAUCUUGCAAAUUAUUUUAAACGUGGAUCUAUUGAUAAUCCAAGAGUUGCCAUUCCAACUCGUUUCCGUUCGACCAAUAUGGGUUACAAUCACAACGAGAACUUUGUUGCCGAUGUUACAAAAAGCAAAACUACAACGUGUUAUUCGUAUACAUUCGAACUACAAAGUGUCAAAUUUCAUAUUGUAGACACACCGGGCAUCAAUGACACCGGUGGUCUGUGUCAAGACAAUCAAAAUAUGGAAAACAUUUUGUCUUAUAUACAACGCCUGCCUGAAAUAACUGCUCUGAUUCUUGUGAUAAAUGGCGCGGUGUGCCGUGCUACGGUCAAUAUUUGUUAUGCACUUAGAAAAUUCCAAGAACGUUUGCCGGAUAUUAUUUACGGCAAUUUACUUAUUAUCUUGACUAAUUGUCAAAGUCAUUCGGUGAAUUUCAAUCCUGAAGACCUUGGCCUCUCGAAGGGGUGCGCAGUUUUCUACAUGCAAAAUUCAGCCUUUUCUACAGAUCCAAGAAAAUGGUCUCAACAAACGAGAGAUAUGUUGGAAAUAGAAUUUCAAAAGUCAAUGGAAACUUUCAAUUCUAUUGUCGGUACUCUAUGUCGCCUUGAAGGUCUGGCGAUAACAUGUUUCAAAGAUAUGAAUGAUAAUCGAAAUAAUAUCAAGCGAGAACUUCAUGCUGUACGCUUGAUGUUGCUGGAUCUACAAAAUAUGGAGGAUGAACUUAUUGGAUAUGAACUAUCAGCUCACAUUCAUUCCUCAAACGUGGAAAAAUUUCGUGAUUUUAUCCAAACGAAAACGAUUACCCGUCAUGUUGCGCAUCAAACAGGUCAUCAUUCAACAACGUGUAGCUCUUGUAACAAAGUUUGCCAUAAAAGCUGUAGCCCGGACGAGAAUUCCAAUGUUGGUAACAAUAUUCUACACGGUUGUUCCGCUAAGCAAGAUGGUUUCUGUAAAAUUUGUCGUUGUCCGAUAAGACUUCAUUACUAUAGCAGAAUUACAUACAAUGAUGAGAGAAGAACUAUUCAAGAAGCUAUUCGUGGUUUACAACAGCGCCACGAAGAUGCUAAAGCAGAAAAAGAAAAGGCAUUGUUGAAGUGCAACGCGAUCCAGGACGCGAAAAAAAUUGUUGACAAUGAAUUAAAGAACCAAUAUGAAAAGAUUAAAGAAAAUAUCGAAGAAUUACGGAAGACAUGUUCCAAGACGAGUGUUGUUAAUGAGUUGUAUGAUUUUAUCGUCUGUUUGAAGAACGAUGUUCAACAACUCAAACAACGAUCUGUGAUUAGAAAAGCUGAAGCAAUCAUUACCGAUCUUGAGAAACUAUGUAAAGGAUUCGAAAAUACUGAAACUCGUUCAAACAUAACCACAGAACCUCAACAGUCUGUUCCCACGCAUACAAAUACUCUAGAAGUACCAGCAACCCAACAGCCAGCUGAAGAAACCGGAGAUGAUGAGUGUCCUAGUACUGUACGUACUUCAGAGUCGGUACAAAAUCACCAAGCGUUGUCAAUCUGUUCGUCGUCGCAGACAAACGGCGAAGCAUCACAAAACAAUGUCAAAGAUGUUGCUAAAAUCAAAGCUCCAGGUGAAAUGAAUUUGAAUGCUUUCACUCUCAGUGAAUUGAUCGAGAUUAGUAAAGUAAAUAACAGUGCAGAUGUGCGAAAAGAAUUGAAUAACCGUAUUCAUGGCAAAACAGUGGGUUUGCUGUCAAAUCGUGAAUUGUUUAGUCUUUGUGAAAGUUUUGUUCAUUGUCGCAGUGAAAACGUACAAACAUUAUUGAAACAAAAAAAUCGGAUAGAAGAAGAUAUUAAUAAAGCAACCGAUUAUGAUCUAUUCCAAAUUGAAAAAGUGGAUCCAGAGACAUUGUUGCGUUUAGUCGCAGUCAACCUUCUAUUGUCUCCACCCGAUGAAGAAGAAGAAGAGCGCUGA